Caenorhabditis bovis is the source of this 717-nucleotide messenger RNA. The record is from the annotation of a GenBank genome assembly. NCBI's taxonomy places the organism in Eukaryota, Metazoa, Nematoda, Chromadorea, Rhabditida, Rhabditidae.
AUGCUUGCCACGAGCAGCUCAAUUGCAAGAAGGCUUUUUCAUUCCACCGUCAGACUAGCUUGCGAGGGUAAAUCGAAAGAAGUUCCACCACCAGAAGAGGCGGGAUGGGCUUACAAUCAUAUCGAAAAGAAGAAGGGUAUGUAUAAACCGCAUCACAGCAUCAAUGAGCAAAUCGCCUACAUGAAAAGCAAAGCGUACGCCGAUGCUUACAAAGGUCUGCCAAUCUACAGAUGGUACAAAAGAAACAUAAAGGGACAAUCGAAAUUGCAGCCACCGCCGCGUCUUUUCUGCAUCGACAAACACGGGCGGUUCAACAAAAACCACGCGUGUCCGGUGUGCCGCGAUGAAUAUUUGUAUUUCGACUAUCGCAAUCCGGCGCUCAUCGAGCAGUUCCUCGCCGACGGCACCGACAAACCGAUCGAUAUUCUGAAAAGCGGAUUGUGCCGCGAGCAAUAUGUGCAACUUCAAGCGCAGCUUCUCAAAGCCAAAGAGCACGGAACAAUCACGUUCGGUGUCGAUUUUCGCAAUUUUGAUUAUCGCCAAUGGUACAAGAGUUGGAAUGAGGAGCCCGGAAAACCGGUGGAACGCGCCGGUGUUCGCCUUCAAGACAUCCAUCCAGAUCCGCUCGUCUCAUUCCCGACAUUCAAAAACGACAAGAACAAUGAUUGGGAUCAGUGGUGGAUUCGACACGACAAAUUCGCGAGGAAGGCCAAAUAA